AAGAAGAAGAAGAACGUCAAACGGUGGAAAGAUGGCUACGGAACCAAACAAGACCGAAAUCCUGACGAUUUUCAAAAGAUUAAGAUCAAUUCCUACCAAUAAGGCUUGUUUUGACUGUGCUGCCAAAAACCCAAGCUGGGCUAGCAUCUCCUAUGGCGUUUUCCUGUGCAUCGACUGCUCUGGCAUCCAUCGUUCACUGGGAGUUCAUCUCAGCUUCAUCAGAUCCACAGAGUUAGACUCCAACUGGAGCUGGUUUCAGCUCAGAUGUAUGCAGGUUGGAGGGAACGCCAAUGCGACGGCCUUCUUCCGUCAGCACGGCUGCUCCACCAACGACACCAACGCCAAGUACAACAGCCGUGCAGCCCAGAUGUACAGGGAGAAGAUUCGGCAGCUGGCCAACGCAGCGUUGUCCAAAUAUGGAACUGAGCUUUGGAUCGAUUCUUCCGCAUCUGCUGCCCCUGACAAGAAGGAGGAAGACUUUUUUGCUGAACAUACUCAGCCUACCAGUGAUUGGAACAUAGCACCCCCUUUAGAGCAGAAUGGAUCCUCUGUCUCCCUGCAGAUGGCGGACACAACGUCCAAAGCCCAGGAUGACGGCCAGCCAGAGGAAGGACCCAGCAUCGAGGGUCUGAGCACGUCGCCUCAAGCUUCUAUCGAGAACUCCAUGCGUUUGGCACCGCAGUACGGACGGACGCCUAAAGAAGUGAAGCCAUCCAUCAUUGGGAAGAAGAAGCCCAUGGCUGCUAAGAAAGGGCUCGGUGCUAAGAAAGGCCUCGGUGCGCAGAAGGUGAGCGGGAAGAGCUUCUCUGAGGUGGAGAAACAGGCUCAGGUGGCUGAGAAGAUGAGAGAGGAGCAGGCAGCGGAGGCAAAGAAGCAGGCUGAGGAGUCCAUAGUGGCCUCCAUGCGCCUGGCCUACAAGGAGCUGGAGAUCGACAGGAAGAUGGAGGACAAGAAGCUCCGGAACCUGGAGGGGAAGAAGAGGGAGCAGGCUGAGCGGCUGGGGAUGGGCUUCGGCAGCAGGAGUGUCAUGUCUCACUCGGUGAUGUCAGAGAUGCAGGUGAUUGAGCAGGAAACUCCUGUUGGAGCCAAGUCUUCCUCCCGCUCCAAGCUGGACGUGUUCGACGAGCCAGGCUUCACUUCUGGACCCCCGAAGUAUAAAGACAACCCGUUCUCAGUUGGGGACAGCUUCGGGUCCCGCUGGGACGCAGACGGAGGAAGCGCCUCUUUUACAUCAUCCUGGGCUCUGGAGAAGGAGGAGCCCAAAGAGGAGGUGACCAUCUCCAGCAUUCAGCCAAUCGGAGAGAGGCUUCCCAGCAGGAGGAAAGCCGAGGCGUCCUCUGCCAUGUCCGAGUCCAGUGAGGCCAGGGAUAAGUUCGCCAACGCCAAGGCCAUCUCCUCAGACAUGUUCUUUGGUCGGGAGAGCAACGCCGAGUACGAGGCGAAGACGAGGCUGGAGGGCAUGUCUGGCAGCACCUCCAUCAGCUCGGCCGAUCUGUUUGGAGAUGACAGCGACCCCAGAGGCAGGGCAUCGGACUUCGACAGCGUCCUGCCUUCCGGCCCGGACAUCGCACAGUUCAAGCAGGGAGUGAAAACCGUGGCAGGAAAGAUGGCCGUCCUCGCUAACGGCGUGAUGAACACCAUCCAGGAUCGCUACGGAUCGUACUGAGCGCCGGCAGCCGAUCGGAGGGAAAACGUAAUGCCUCCCGAUUGACCUGUGCAUUUGGACAGAGGCGGGGGAGCGUUUGCAUGGAGAAGACGGCGUCCCUGCUGCCCGUCUUCCACUAGGACAGUAUUCCCUUCCCCCAUUAGCAGAAUCUUGAGUUUUAUUUUCAUAAACCAUCAGAAAAUAAGAAAUCUUUUCUAAAACGGCCGUUUCUGUCCAACCUGCUGGUCUUAGAGUUUCAACAUGAUGUCUUUAUUUUUCUUAAUUCAGAAAUCUAUGUGAUUUUGAUUGAGAACAUUUAAAGUAUUUGUUUUAUUGUGCGAUUUAAGAACAAGCUGCUGUGUUUUGUUUCAGUUCAGGAAUCCAUCGUGUUUUAAAGCUGCUGACUUCUAGUGAAGUUUGGCUGUUUUUUCUUCUACAUGAAGCACUGAUUUCAGAGCCAUCCUGAGCUGAUUGCGCAGCAGGUUCUUACCUCUGCUCCCAUUAAAAACGGUUCAGCUAGGAGCUCAGACCUGAGUGCCGCCUCCAGCUCCAGGAUCUGACUAUGCAUCCUCACUUACGCAGCGUUUCCUGUUCGAACCUCAGGUCUGCUGCAGCUCGCCUCUGAUUCAAAAUUCUGGGAUUGUUUUCAGGAAAUUAAUCUUUGGCUUCAGAAAGUGUGGGCUUCCUGAAGCUCGUACUAAAUGUUUGGAGCAGACCUGACGUUCAGCAGAUGUUUAUUAUUUCCUUUAUGUUCUGACCCAACAGUGUCCAAUCACAUGAAAGGAUCAAACUAUUUAUUUGUAGGCUACAAAGAACCAUAUCCAGUAUGUCAAUAAAGAUGGAAAGCCUUCAGUUUCUCUCA
This is a messenger RNA of Cyprinodon tularosa, 2507 nucleotides long. RefSeq names its product ADP-ribosylation factor GTPase activating protein 2 (gene arfgap2). The record is from RefSeq and is a predicted model, not a curated record. Gene Ontology annotation, biological process: COPI coating of Golgi vesicle. The transcript has 17 exons. Bases 32 to 1666 code for a protein of 544 amino acids. Gene Ontology annotation, molecular function: GTPase activator activity. Lineage: Eukaryota; Metazoa; Chordata; Actinopteri; Cyprinodontiformes; Cyprinodontidae.